UAAUGGCCCAGGACAAAGGUCGGGUGGGGCGCCCCAGCACCCCCAUCCUGGUAUUCCUGGGCGGGGCAGGUCCCCGCUGCUUCUGCGCCUGCCGGUCAGACCUUGCCAGACCUCCUCAUACCACCGCAGAAGCAGCCAUGGACCCCAAGAAGCAUGGUCACCCCAAACCUCCGGGGGCGCCUCACCAUCCAAAGCAAGGCCAUGGCAGCUCCUCGGACUCGAGCAGCAGUUCCAGCGACUCAGACUCGGAUGGCAAGCAUCACGCUGCUGGCUCCAAGCCAAAGCCACACGAUGGCACCUCGGGCAAGGUCAAGAAGCCCAAGGUGAAGAAAAACAAGGAUAAGAGCAAGAAGCCCUCCCACUGAUGGGUCCCAGCCCGGUUCAUU
Molecule: messenger RNA, 386 nt
Organism: Ochotona curzoniae (black-lipped pika)
Lineage: Eukaryota; Metazoa; Chordata; Mammalia; Lagomorpha; Ochotonidae
Product: immortalization up-regulated protein-like
Exons: 4
Coding region: 3-365 (120 amino acids)
Cellular component (GO): nucleus
Source: RefSeq, a predicted model, not a curated record